AUGUUCCAACCUCGUCUUCUAGCGCCCCUCCGGGCUCUAGAAAGGGGACUCACCAGAACCCCCACCGCCGCUACCACCAGCAUCCGCAACACCUCCUCGCUCCUCCGCAACACCUCCUCCAUCCUCUCCGCAACCAGCAUAACACAAACCAAGCUCACCCCGCUAGCAUCUCCAACAUUACACCAAUUCCUCCAAGUCCGACACGCCUCCCACGCCUCUCAAGGUACCGCGAACCGUCACUCCCGCGAUCCGGCUGGCAAGCGUCUCGGCGCGAAACGCACAGCAGGCGAAUACGUCGUGCCGGGAUGCAUCAUCUUCCGGCAACGAGGCACGAAAUGGUUCCCUGGCGAGAACUGCGCCAUGGGCCGCGACCAUACCAUCUACGCUGCUGAGGCUGGGUAUGUACGGUACUACCUGGACCCUGAGCGCCAUCCGGAUCGGAAGUACAUUGGAGUUGUGUUUGAGAAGGAGGGCAAGUUGCCGACACCGAAGAAUGCGCCUACUAGGCGGAAGUUGAACCGCGUGGCGGUUCGGUUUGAGCCUGAGGAGGAGUUGGCCGCCAAGCAGGGCGAUUUGGUGGCUAAGAUUGGAGAGGAAGGGACGCAGGUUGGCAGUGCUACUAAGGUUGAGGCUGCUCAGGCUGCGGUUCAGUUGCGUCCGGGUUAUAUGUACCGUGAGGCUAACUGGAGUAUUGGUCGGGCUGCGGAGAAGGCUGGUAUUACGGCCAAGCCGUAUAACCGCAAGAACCGUUGGUUGGCAUGGAGAAAGAGGACGGCUAAGGCUGAACGGAUGGCACAGAUGAAGAGCUUGAAGAACAAGAAGAAGGGCGCUAAGAAGAAGGGUGGAAAAUAG
Aspergillus niger is the source of this 852-nucleotide messenger RNA. Its product is annotated as mitochondrial 54S ribosomal protein bL27m. The coding region runs from base 1 to 852 and encodes 283 amino acids. The transcript has a single exon. The record is from RefSeq and is a predicted model, not a curated record. Gene Ontology annotation, molecular function: structural constituent of ribosome. Gene Ontology annotation, cellular component: mitochondrial large ribosomal subunit; ribosome. NCBI's taxonomy places the organism in Eukaryota, Fungi, Ascomycota, Eurotiomycetes, Eurotiales, Aspergillaceae. Gene Ontology annotation, biological process: translation.